Molecule: messenger RNA, 231 nt
Organism: Colletotrichum lupini
Lineage: Eukaryota; Fungi; Ascomycota; Sordariomycetes; Glomerellales; Glomerellaceae
Exons: 2
Coding region: 1-231 (76 amino acids)
Source: RefSeq, a predicted model, not a curated record
AUGGCUCCUACCUCUGAGACAUCAAACGCACACAGAGAGCCAGCUAGAAAGACCGGCUUCCCUGACGAGAAGCUCGCUGCGGCUGUGUUCGAGAUAUCCUUUUACGGGGAAGAGGAGCUUGAACAAUCGGCGAGAGACCACGAGUCCAGCCGUGAUGCUAGUAGCACCCAAAGUGCGGCAUGGUCUGUCACGUCUGAAAGUGAUCUCAUAUACAACGAGGAAGACCUGUAG